CAAAGUGCACAGCCUCGCAGAGCGUCCCAGCAUCCUGGCCAAUCCCCACCAUAACGCUAACAAGGACCACUCGCCCAUUGCUGUUCGCACUCCUGUCAUAUAACCGCUGGCUGCGAUGUAUUGAUAUCCCCGGCCGCCUCUCCUCCCCUACUAACCAACUUUCUUAUAUCUCUUUCCCCUCUUCUAUCGCAUCCUCUCUCUUCCUUACCCCGCCAUCGCCUCUCCACAAAACAACAUGGCGGUACCCACACCUCCCAUCCCGCCUGUGUCGCCGGACUCGGGCCCUACCGACCCUACCCUCCCCAAGCUUCCUGCUGGAUGGAUAGCGCAGUGGGAUAACUCGUCACGAAAGUAUUAUUAUGUCCAAAUCAGCACCGGCGUCUCGCAAUGGGAACUGCCCACCAGCGAAGCCCCCGUAGGCGGCUCCUCCAACCACAGCACCCCGGCGCAAUCAACGAAUCCAUACAACGUACCCGGCACAUCAGGUCCAGACGGCGCGGGCGAUGGAACAAGAGGCAUGGGCGACGGCCCGACUGGAGACAGGGCAGGCGGACUGGGUGGCUUUGCGAUGAACGCGCUUAUGGGAAACAAGCAGAGUGGUAGUGGAGGCCAUGGCGGCGGCGGCUCGGGAAACCUCGUUGGCCAACUCGCGGGGAGUUUCUUGGGCAGUGGGAAACAACAUGGCGGUUCUUCUGGCGGACACUCUGGUGGCGGUGGCGGUGCCGGCAACCUUGUUGGACAGCUUGCUAGCGGUCUGCUAGGUGGUGGGAAGCAGCACGGAAGUUCGUCUGGAGGUCAACAUGGUGGCAGUUCUUCCGGAGGCGGGCUUGGAGGCAUGCUUGGGAGCGUACUCGGUGGUGGUGGAUCGCACAACAAGCCAAACAACGGCGCUGGCGACUACGGCUACUCUGGUGCCUCUUCAGGCGGAACCUACACCGGCACCGCACCACCAACUUCCUACAACCACAGCGCUCAAGGCGGCCAAUACGGCAGCGGUGCUCCGAGUCACGGACAACAAUAUGGCCAGGGUCAACCCCACGGCGGCUACGGCGGCUCACAACAACACACUCCCCAGCCACAGCACGGUGGCCAGCAACAUGGCUAUGGCUCGCAAGCUGGUUUCGGUGGUCAAUCAGGAUAUGGUGGACCAGCACCAGGUUACGGUCAAGGACCACCACAUGGGGGUCCACCAGGUGGCUAUGGACAACAAGCUGGCUACGGAGGCCCUGCUUAUGGUGCACCAAGCGGUCCCUAUGGCGGCCCUGGCAACUAUGAUCAACAUCAGCACAACCAGUAUGGUGGUGCUCCUACGCAUGCUAACCAAUAUGGUGGUGGAGGCCAGCAGUAUCCUCCUCCUCCUGGUCAGCACCAGGCUGGCUACGGUGGCCCUCCAGGUGGUCACCAUACACCGCAGCCUGGUUGGCAGUAAACUCGUCGUAUCCUGGUUUGCUGAGUCGUGCGCCGAUACACGGACGAAGGAUACACAAAACUUACGGUUGCGACAGAGUGAGGCCGCGAUGCGAACAACAGGCGAUGCUUGGUGGCUGAGGUUUUCGGAGGUUGCUAGAGAUACCUUUCUGAACUGUGUAGAUUCAAUGACUUUGUUCUCUUCCUGUGUUCUC
Messenger RNA from Alternaria alternata, 1622 nucleotides. RefSeq lists its product as hypothetical. The transcript has 6 exons. Lineage: Eukaryota; Fungi; Ascomycota; Dothideomycetes; Pleosporales; Pleosporaceae. The record is from RefSeq and is a predicted model, not a curated record. Gene Ontology annotation, molecular function: protein binding. The coding region runs from base 236 to 1429 and encodes 397 amino acids.